AUGGCAACCAGACAGACAGAGCCUGUCACAAUCAUUAGCCUUCGGAAGUUGAGCCUUGGGACCCCAGAGCCGCAGCUGAAAGAGUCAAAGACAUUCACUGUGGAAGAUGCAGUGGAGACCAUCGGAUUCGGACGUUUCCACAUUGCCCUGUUUCUGAUCAUGGGCAGCACUGGGGUUGUCGAGGCCAUGGAGAUCAUGUUAAUAGCUGUUGUGUCUCCUGUCAUCCGCUGUGAAUGGCGACUGAAGAAUUGGCAGGUGGCGUUAGUGACCACGAUGGUGUUUUUUGGCUACAUGGUCUUCAGCAUCCUCUUUGGCCUCCUGGCUGACAGAUAUGGCCGCUGGAAGAUUUUGCUCAUCUCAUUCCUGUGGGGAGCCUAUUUCUCCUUGCUGACCUCAUUUGCCUCCUCCUAUAUCUGGUUUGUCUUCCUGCGGACGAUGGUGGGCUGCGGCGUAUCUGGCCACGCACAAGGGUUAAUCAUAAAGACUGAAUUUUUGCCCACAAAAUACCGAGGCUAUAUGCUACCCUUGUCUCAGGUGUUCUGGCUUGCAGGUUCACUGCUCAUCAUUGGCCUGGCCUCUGUGGUCAUCCCCACCUUUGGGUGGCGUUGGCUUAUCCGCAUCGCCUCCGUCCCAGGAAUCAUCCUCAUCAUGGCCUUCAAGUUUAUUCCUGAAUCUGCACGGUUCAAUGUGUCCACCGGGAACACCCAGGCUGCCCUGUCCACUCUGGAGCAUAUUGCCAAGAUGAACCGCUCAGUCAUGCCGGAAGGGAAGCUGGUGGAGCCCGUCCUGGACAAAAGAGGAAGAUUUGCAGACCUAUUGGAUGCUAAAUAUUUACGGACUACACUACAGAUUUGGGUCAUAUGGCUGGGAAUCUCUUUCGCCUACUAUGGAGUUAUCUUGGCCAGUGCAGAGCUGUUGGAGCAGGACCUGGUCUGUGGUUCAAAGUCACAGUCCGAGGUGGUAGUGACUGUGGGUGACUCGGAGGAGAGCCUGAGCCCCUGCCACUGCCACCUGUUCGCCCCUUCUGACUACCAGACCAUGAUCCUCAGCACCGUUGGUGAAAUUGCUCUGAAUCCUUUAAAUAUCCUGGGCAUCAAUUUCCUGGGAAGGCGACUGAGCCUCUCCAUUACCUUGGGAUGCACAGCGUUAUUCUUCCUUCUCCUCAACAUUUGCACUUCAAGUGCUGGUCUAACUGGCUUCCUCUUCAUGCUGAGGGCUCUGGUGGCAGCAAACUUCAACACCAUCUACAUUUACACAGCUGAGGUCUACCCUACCACAAUGCGUGCUCUGGGGAUGGGAACCAGUGGCUCCCUGUGUCGUAUUGGUGCAAUGGUGGCACCAUUUAUAGCCCAGGUUCUCAUGAGUGCAUCAUUCCUGGGAGCAGUGUGUCUGUUCUCAUUUGUCUGUGCUGUGUGUGCCAUUUCUGCAUUUACUCUCCCCAUUGAGACCAAAGGUCGGGCCCUGCAGAUUAGUCGACCUUUCAAAUAA
Carlito syrichta (Philippine tarsier) is the source of this 1488-nucleotide messenger RNA. RefSeq names its product SVOP like (gene SVOPL). Gene Ontology annotation, molecular function: transmembrane transporter activity. The transcript has 15 exons. Gene Ontology annotation, biological process: transmembrane transport. Bases 1 to 1488 code for a protein of 495 amino acids. The record is from RefSeq and is a predicted model, not a curated record. Gene Ontology annotation, cellular component: membrane. NCBI's taxonomy places the organism in Eukaryota, Metazoa, Chordata, Mammalia, Primates, Tarsiidae.